This is a messenger RNA of Mesorhabditis spiculigera, 3522 nucleotides long. NCBI's taxonomy places the organism in Eukaryota, Metazoa, Nematoda, Chromadorea, Rhabditida, Rhabditidae. The record is from the annotation of a GenBank genome assembly.
AUGUCGUUUCCCGCCGACACGGGAACCCGCAAAACCCGUGGGAAAUCCCCACUGCGAGCCCUGUCGCCGAGCCGACUCCUCGAUGCACUCUCUUCGACGCCAAAAGCAUUCGCUAGGGGCUCCGAGCGCUCUACAACAAUCUGCCGGAAGCUCGACUUUGACGAGCCGACCACCCCGACCAGCCGAAGCUCGUCCACGUUUCUGCGGGCCCACAACGAGCUCAAGUCGAACCUGCAGAAGGCCUUCGUCGCGCAGUACGCCAUUGAUAGCACGACGUGCGUAAUUCUUCAAAGCAUCGGCGCCAAGAUUGAGCAGAGCGACCUGCAGGCACACAUCACCAUCCUCCAACACUACGUCUGGGCCAACCAGGAAAACGACCCGCACGCGCUUCUCGAGAAAGCGCUCAACCACUACACGGAGAACAUCCGCGCGCUGCUCGAGAGGGCGCCCGACAAGCUGCGACAGCCCUUCCAAAAGCUGCUGAAAGAGCUGGCAUCCGCGCUCUUCCUUCAUGGCCAUUCUUACAAAGGGCUGAUGUGCCUGAAGGACCUGUUGAUCUUCUUCGGCAGCGACCUGGACAUCGAGUGCGCCUACCAGAAGUGGUGCGUGCUGCUCAACGAGUGGGAGUGCCUCGAUAAUUUCUACAAGGAGUUUUUCACCCGCGACCGCUUCGUCGAGCACACCAAGUUUGCCGAAAUCUGCCAGCUGAUCCGCGUCUUCAACUGCAAACCGGAGAAGCGGGAAGAGUCGAUGUACAAGCUGUACGACUUCCUCAACGAGCACAAGGGCGAGAAGACGUUCGCCAACUACGAGCUGCAGGCGCUCAUCAACAGCUGCCUGGCGAACGCCUACAAGUUGUCGCUGAAUAAGGACGGGAUGAAAGCCAAGGAUGGGAUGUACCACCUGGAGCAGAUGCUGCAUUACAGCGAGGUCAUUGUCAAGAAUACUGCCGCCAACCUAUUCCCCGAACGCCACAAGCACGAAUACCCGGCGCUGGACCUCAAGAACAAGGAUGCCGGCCAAAUUUUGAAAACCUCUUCACGAAUCGCCGAGCAUUUCAACUACAUGCACCAAUACGUCCUGGAGAUGUUCAAGAUUGGACAAACGCGCGAGGCGUGCGGCAACUCUCUUCGAGCAUGGGUGGCCGCCGUUCGACUAGGAUCGCACCAAAUUAUCGUCCGCAUGACGUCGCUCCUAUUCUGGAUCCGCUUCGCCAGCUUCUACGACUCGCACAGCCGGGACAACAUGCGCACGAUGCUUCGGCUGCUCUAUGACGAUUCACCGCAACCCCCUAAGCCGUACGCCGAGGGUGACCUGAAGGCGAACGAUGCGACGCUGAUGGGCGCGCUCUCGGACACGUUCAACCAGCUCGUGAUCAACGAGGACGAGUCGAGCCACCCGAGCAUCCAUCUUUACGACGGUGAUUGUCAAUGUGUCAACUGCCGCAUCUGCGGCGUUCAACCCUCCUAUCGCGUUGAGUGGGAGCUCAUCAAUUUCGCGUACUCUGGCUUCCCGGUCAUCGACGGAUGCAUCAGCCAGCUCCACAAGAUUUUCGACUCGUGCCGCGCGGAGAUGGCCGUCGACCAGAAGCUGCUGCUCGGGACAUUUGCAAAGCCGAGGCCACCCGUGCUGAUGUCGAUUCUCUGGGCGACGGUGAUGGUUCAGUGGCUGCGGCACAACGACGGCUACCAGCACCCGCGGGCGAGCGACGAGGACAUUGAAGAGGUCGUUGCGUACACGGAGAAGAUCGCGAAAUAUGCCCAGACGACGCUCUACGUCGACCUCUUAGCCCUGCGCCAAGCCACUCGACCCCGGCCACCACCACUGGCUUUUGACUGGCUGGAAGCAGAGGAGUCAAAUCGGACGGGCAUCUUGACGCGCUGUUUCACGCCAAGAGUACGCGCGGCCCCGAAGAUGUCAUCGAAAGACAAGGAAGCAGUGCUGCAGAAGGCCCGUCAAGAUUUCCGAGCUUUCAGCCACUUGAUGCACCGCGACUGGCGACUUCCUGUGUGCUCCCUCAUCGCCAGGUUAUCCACGAACCCGUGGGAGACCGCGAUGAUGGCGGCCGAGAUGGGCCUGCUGGCCACACGGCAAGCCGCGCGGACGUUGGAACAGGACGUCGGCGAGAUCUUCAUCGACGUGGCUCGCUUCGAGGCGGCCGUCAAGAACGUGCCCGAAGACAUGACGCUCUUCCAACUGCUGCUCAACGACUCCGGUGAUCUGAUCGUCGUCAAGAUGCACCGCGACCGGAAGCCGAUCAUCGUCCCGCUGGCCCUCAAAAAGAAGGUUGACAAGUUUUUGGAGGAGAUGGCGGUGAUAUUGAAGGAAAACGACUCCACGGGCAAUCUGGCCAAGCUGACCACGGACAGCAAGUUCUUCUGGAAGGAGCGGCGGCGGGUCGAUGAGCUGUUAAUGAAAUUCUGCGACAAGAUGCAAGACGAGAUCAUCGGCCGCUUUGCGAUGCUCUUCCGUCCCAGCGCAAGCCUCGGCCGACACGGGCAGAAUGCAGCUAAAUGCAUCCAAUCGAUGACGGAAAUGAAGCUUGGUGACGAAACACGGGCCGGACUGCCCAGCCACAUGGCUGCCGAGUUGGUGUCGCUGUUCGCGACCAGCUACGAGCGCGGUGACGCUGGCGAAGAAUUCGACGCACAAUGGAGGCCGCUGCUCAAGACGAUGCUCGCCCUAGUCAACCUCCCCGCGACAACCGCCAGCACAAUCUCGCGCAGCAACGACGACUUCUACCCGAAGCUCGUCGCCGCCAAGAAGGACACGGCCCAAGACCACCCGCGCUACACGAUGCUCGUCAUCUCACCGGAGCUCUCCGUGCUACCCUGGGAGUCGAUGCCCAUCUUCAACGACGCCUACGUCGGCCGCGUCGGCUCCGUUCACCAAUUCCUGCGCAUCUUCGGCAACAAGGCAAUUUCGGUGCCCUGCUCGAUCGACCCGACGCGCGGCGCCUACAUCUGCGAUCCGGACAACAACCUCACCGAGACAAAGAAGCGGAUGGGCGACCACAUGGCCAAGUUCGGCUGGAAGGGCACGAUCGGGCAGGUGCCCGGCCUCGACGACUUCAAGCAGAUGCUCUCCGGAAACGACAUUUACGUAUAUAUUGGCCAUGGAUCCGGAUCGAAGUAUUUUGGACGGACGCUGGUGCGGAAGAGCGGCUGCACGGCCGUCAGCCUGCUGAUGGGGUGCUCGAGCGUCGCCAUCACACCGGAGGGACGUGGGCUGGACGGGCGAUCGGCCAUCUUCGACUACAUCAUCGGAAGCUGCCCGUGCUUGGUCGGAUGUCUCUGGAUGGUGACGGACGGAGAAAUCGACCGCUACCUCAUCGACCUCUCCAACUACAUGUUCGACGCCAAGGAGAAGAAGGGGAUGACCAAGAAAGGACAAGGACUGCGCAUGCUGAUGGACGGGAUGGCGUUCGCGAGAAGCCGCUGCAAGCUGCGCUACCUCACCGGAGCGUCGGUCGUCUCCUACGGGCUGCCCGUCGUGACGAUGCCAGAAGAAUGCCUCAGCAAA